AGUUCGAAUUUCGGAAUUCAAAAGACAAAAAUGGCAAAAGUGGCUCGUAACGCACUCGUGGCUGUCGCCCACGGAAGUGAGGACAUUGAAUUCGUGACUCUGGUUGAUGUUUUGCGCAGGGCUGGAGUUUCAGUGACCGUUGGUUCUGCAGGUGAUUCCUUGGAGACGGUCUUGGCUCACGGAACAAAAGUUACCGCUGAUGACCUCAUUUCAAACGUCAAGGGCAAGACUUUUGAUCUCAUUGCUGUCCCGGGUGGUCUUCCAGGAUCGACCAAUUGCGCCGCCAACUCUCACUUGAUUGAGAUGCUCAAACGUCAAAAGGAGGAGAGGCGUCUCUACGCCGCCAUUUGCGCAGCUCCAUCCGUCGUACUCGCUGAUCACGGUCUGCUACACCCCGACGUUAGCGCCGUCGGAUACCCAGGAUUUGAUUCCAAUUUCCCCAAAAAGGCAAAUGAGCGUGUACACGUCUCAGGACAUUGCGUGACAUCUCAAGGCCCUGGAACAGCCCUAGAGUUUGCGCUCAAGCUCGUUGAGUUGCUUUGCGGAAGUGACAUCAAGGACAAGCUUUCAAACGGCAUGUUAUUGCAUCCUGCUAUGCGCUUUUAGAAUCACCAAAAUGCAGAAGCUCUGGGACCUUUUUCAAGAGGUACCAAAUCCUGCUACAAGAGAAUAUCAUCACC
Molecule: messenger RNA, 680 nt
Organism: Theileria equi strain WA
Lineage: Eukaryota; Apicomplexa; Aconoidasida; Piroplasmida; Theileriidae
Product: 4-methyl-5b-hydroxyethyl-thiazole monophosphate biosynthesis protein, putative
Exons: 3
Coding region: 31-606 (191 amino acids)
Biological process (GO): protein deglycation, glyoxal removal; guanine deglycation, glyoxal removal
Cellular component (GO): nucleus; cytosol
Molecular function (GO): protein deglycase activity
Source: RefSeq, a predicted model, not a curated record